CGUAAAUGUUCUGUUUGAUGGGUUAGAACUUACUCGAUCAUAGCUGCCUAUCAACCAAAGAGUUCUCCUCUCAUGACUAGCGUUGAAGUUUGACAUGUCAGAAAUUCAAUCCCAUAACAGUUACAAAUGGAGGACUUUCUUUUCGAUCCGAUCCUCACAGUGUAAGAAAUGAGCCAGUAAUAUCAAUAUGCCGAAAUGCACAACCACGGCUUACUGCAGGCUGUAAUUGCUGUAUGGCCUGACCUUUCUUAGGCCUAACAACCUGGCCAUCACAGCCUGGUGAUUAAACCCCGACUUUCCCCCUUGUUCCAACAUUUCUGGUUCCCUUUACUAGAACCGUCUCCAAGCCAACACAGAGUUGCAUAUAAGAACGGACCUCUAUCUCUAUUUCGCAACUAUAUUAACCUCCCCGCUACAAACACUCAGACUGCACUCAAUCCGAGAUUACGAAUAUCCACAGCGGCAUCACGUUACGAACAAUAAAUAGAGGAUAUUUAUAUUGAACACAAUGGCCGAUUCUUGGGAAGGAUAUCGGAGCUGGAUCCGACAGAACCCAAAGAAAACUGCUGCCUACGCAACCGCUGGUAUUGCGAUCGCAGCACCGAUGGCUAUCGCCGGCCCGGUUUUAGGUGCUUUCGGAUUUGGAGCAAGCGGUAUUGCAGCAGGCUCGAUAGCGGCUGGUGCCCAGACUGCGAACGUAGCUGCAGGAAGUCUGUUCGCUAUACUGCAGAGUGCUGCGAUGGGUGGCUAUGGAGUUGCCACUGUCGGCGGUGUUGUCCAAGCCGGAGGCAUCCUCGGUGGCAUUUAUACCACCUUGAAAAAGGCUUCCGAUCGCCGAAGCCUUAAUCCUGUUGAGAAUGCAUGGGGUCCAUUUAGUGGACAUGACGAUGCUGAUAAUAACAACUUAAAUUCUAAACCUAUGUCAAGGCACGACGACAUUGUGAAAGCUACCAACCGGCUCUGGGAUAGCUUUCCAAUUGAAGAUUUGAUAACCAUGAUGAGUAAGACACCCGAGAUAGUUAAACGUCUCAAGGAAAUGAAGGAUUCACUGUUGAGAUACUAAGUUCAAAAUAUAUAAAUCCACCACACAAACAGCUACCAGGUUUCUAGGUAAUUUGACGAUUUUUACUUGGGGUCGAGAAUGAAAGUACUCUGGUAUGGAUGUCAUAAGAUCUUAGUACAUUGUAUAAUAGUACGGCGUGUUUCAUUGCGCUCUAUUUACUGGGAUAUUAAUACAAUCCUUUGAGAACGGCGGGUUUGAUUCAGUUCGUUAUGAAAUUUCAUACAGCCUUGAGCUUCACGAAACAUUGUUGAGGGGAUCGAAGUAACUUGGUGACCUGGAAACUGUUGAACUCUAGAGGGACGGGUAAAAACUUGAAGCUCAUCACAAUCAAUACAAUCAUGAUAUGUAUAUCUAUCAUUACUAAUCGAUUCCUUGUAUGUAUUCAGUCAAGCCAGCCCUCACGAAAUAUACCUGACCAUCUCAGUACGAG
Messenger RNA from Daldinia decipiens, 1493 nucleotides. RefSeq lists its product as uncharacterized. The coding region runs from base 509 to 1063 and encodes 184 amino acids. The transcript has 3 exons. The record is from RefSeq and is a predicted model, not a curated record. Lineage: Eukaryota; Fungi; Ascomycota; Sordariomycetes; Xylariales; Hypoxylaceae. Gene Ontology annotation, cellular component: membrane.